GUAUGGGAUUCGACAACCACCAUCCCGAGUGAAAGUCAAGGGCCUAUAAGUCGACUUGCCGAUGUCUUCGCUGACUCUACGAACGCAAAAUACUCUUACGCGACAUCAUCUACCGGACGCCCUGCUUUGUCCGUUCUUCCAGCUCUCGAUAGCUUUCAUACCACCCGCUCCGCCGCGCAAUUGACGUCUCCAUGAGUUCCUACAAGCAAUCUUUUACCCCCGCCAAAUGAUUUGGUACCUUCUGUACCCAUUCCGUGGCACCACCGAGCCCCCCAAGCUGCCGACUGAUCACCCACUUCGACGAGCAUUCGUGAGCCAUGGGACUCGCACUUCUCGACAUUGGCUUCUCUCAUUGUUGCUAUCCACGGCUGUAGGAGUAUCUCUGUGCUAUCCAGCCUUCUUCCUUUAUGGUAGUUCCGCACACACUCCUCACAGUCUCCCCCGCCAUGUCUGGACAUCCGCCCGGCAAUACGAAGGCAAUCCGGAGACACGCGCAGAUGUUGAAAUGCGACCCAUAUGGAUACAUGGGGGUUAUAUGCAAGCGCUGGAGCCGGCGAUAUUUCGCGAUGCCACUAUUAUACAGGAUAUUAUGAUAGGUCAAGGAUUUGGAGAAAAGCUAUGGCAUCCUGUAGAUGACGCUGCGAGUGAUGCAGCAGUGGAUCCACAGACCUUGUCGGUGUCACCAUACCCUUGCAACUUAUCGUCCGGUACUACAAAUCAUCAAUGGGGAUUUCAUUCGCCCUUGAUGUUCGCAAAUUGCACGAUAUCGAGAGCUGAAACCACCGAGGAGUUGAUCAACAAGCUGAACAACGGCUUAUUCUCCCGCUCACAUUGGAACAUCACGCUUCGUCCUUCGACAGUCUUUGCGGGGAAAUCUUUCAUUCGAAACAGACUUGUAGCGGCCGAUGCCUUGGUAAUAACACUCUUCGACCGUCUGGGCUUCGCCAUUGGGGAUGAAUGGCAGUCUAGGGCUGAAGCAUUGGUUCGGGCACAUGGCCAUCAUUGGACGUUCUAUCCGGAAGGUGCCACAGUGACGCAGAGUCAACUCUACGAAUUCCAGUUCCAACCGAUGAGCCUCAAUGAGGAUAUUUCGAUUUCUCUGGCGUACUUCCUCACGGCACUGUACGUUAUCAUAAGUCUGCGCAAGCUCAGAGCGGUCAAAAGCAAACUUGGACUGUUGUUCACAGUCAUCGUAGAGAUGGCUGUGUCUAUACUUGCUAGUUUGACAAUUUGCGGCCUGCUUGGGAUCCAGCUUAGUCGCAUCCCUCGCGAGUUUCAUCCAUUCGUUGUCUCAGUGAUUGGACUCGAAAACAGGUUUCGCCUGAUAAAUGCUGUUAUAGCUUACCCUCCUGAGAUGCAAACGGUGUCAAGGAUAGCUCAUGCCCUUGGCGAUGUAGGUCCUCUAGCCCUGGGAUCCGCUGGCCAAAUGCUCGUCAUUCUAUGGUUUAUUUCGCGGGUUGUAUAUCCCGACAUUGCUGCCCUGUGUACAUUUGCAGCUAUUGCACUGAUAUUCGACUUCUUCUUUCAUUUGACAUUCUUUACGGCUGUUUUGAGUGUUGACAUACGACGUAUGGAACUUCAGGAGUUCCUAGAUCGAGCCAAUCAAUCGAAAAAGCAGGAUAAUCAUGCUUCAACACACCGCAUAUCUUGGUUUGAAGCCAUGGCUAGCGGAAACAUGCCCUUCAGUACUCGGAUAGCCGGCACAUCUGCAACAGUCUGUUUCGUGCUCGCAUUGAACCUACACUUCUUCAACAGUGAGACUGGGUUUCAACUGCUUUGGGAUAGUCUGCAUCUAAAACGAACAUAUCCCCAGGGUACUCAAGCAGGAAACACAAUGCUACCCCCUCCAAUCAAUCAAGCUCGGACGCCUAGUGCAUGGAUGGAAAUGCAGGACUACGACACCGCUAAAGAGAUUAUGCACAUGGUGAAGCCGAAUGCUCAUAAGUUCAUUGCUCGGGUCUAUGAGCCUCUGAAUAUACUUUUGCAACACGCAGAUCGCGAACACUCAAAACAAAAGUAUCCGACUCUCUUGGAGAUACUCCGCCAAUUGGCUAACAAGCAUUUCUUUUCCUUCGGGCUUGUCGUCGUGGUCGUGAUCUCCUUGACCACACUUCUCAUGAAUUACCUGUUAUGGGAAGAGGUCGCUGAAAACCAGGCGCACGCAGGGACUGGUGGAGACCAACUCUCAGUUCAAACUCUACCCUCACCUCAGUCCUACGACAUCGCUAGAAUUUAUGCAUCCUCAAAAGCAGAUGUCAUAUCAGUCAGCCUUGAUAGAUCUAUUGCUAUAUGGUUAUCAGAGCCUCAAACAAAUUCAUACUCGAAAGCAACAGAGAUCGACACGAAGACGCGCCAGAUCAUCUGGCCCGUAGCUCUGGCCACUUUUGACGAAGAUAGUAUUGUGGCUGUAUUCUGCACUGACUUUGGCCAACUUGCUUUCUAUAGCAUGCGCGAUAAACGACUAUUUAAGGGCAAUAUCGCAUCGGUCGAUCUCCGAGGACAUGCGCCUGUAUCAAUUUUUUUAAUGUCAUUAGACCUUGAAAAUCCAGGGUCGGCCAGGGUCAUACUGGUAUCAUCAGGUGGUCAGUUGCAUGAUAUCGAUUUUCGCGGAGGCCAAGUAGCUGUUCAUUGCAUUCACGACAAACAUGCAACAUCAGCAUCAAUGGUGGGAAACCGAAAGGAUGGCUACGUGAUUGUCACUACAUUCCAUGACGGAAGUGUUGCAGGCUCCAGGCAUUCAGAUGGGGUCUGGAAGACUGAAGUGGUUCCGACGAUUCGUCCACUAAAUGGCAUGGCAGUUGCUUCUUCGAAGCUGCGUUCUGUGAUACCCCUCCCCGAGCUCGACAUGGUAGCCACUGUGGGUCCAUCAAAGGUGGAUUUGCUCAGGUUGCCAGGUCUUAAAAUCGUAUAUUCAUUCCCACUAGCCUCUUGUCACCGAGACUCGGUUCGCAUAUUGCAUUCCGCUAGUCGUCAGUGCCAAUGCUCAGGUACGAGCGUCCGUUCAAUCGCAAUCGUUUAUACAGACUCAGUACAUCAGAAUUGCGUAGUGGAAAGCUAUUCCGCAAAGGAAGUAUCAGCUUUCAUCUGUCUUGGACCUUCAAAUGGACGUCUUGAGAAUUGCCUUGGCCUUGAAAGAGCUCAGAAAGGUAGCAUGCAGGUUGAGAACCCAGGUGUGUGGGAGACAACCAGCGUCCAAUCCAUAUUGGGAGUUGGGAAGCGCACGAAAUUUGGCGAGUCUUCAAUGAGUACCUCAAGCAAGAGAGAAGACUCCAGAGCAGCUCCAUCGCAGAACGGCUCCUUGACGACAAGGCUACGCUUGCAAAACAAUAGUACUCUACGGAACGCAAAUAAAAGAUUAUCAACAGCUGAUCUAAGUAAUGACAACCACGAGUGGAGAGCAUGGACCCUAACAAUGAACGGCGAGUUCCACACACGAAGCCUGGCUUCAAAUGCCUUACCUUCUGCAUCUUUGAGUACUCAAGAGGAGGAACUCCUAGUCCCAAGAGCUGGUCCUAUCGUAAGAGCAGGAAAAAGAAGUGUGAUUGUGGCAGUGGGAAACAGCCUCAAAGUCAUCUCAACGGGUAACGAACGUUUCGACGGAUCGCCGAAUGGAUUCGAACACCCUAUGUCGUCUGUGAAGGGAAGGAAGAAGGGCAUGAAGAAGAAUAUAUAAAACAAGGCCUCAGCGUAGCAAGGGGCGUAAUGGUGCCGGGCGUCGAAACAAGUAUCAGUAAUAAGGUGAUGAAGUGAAGUAAACAGCAGAGCUCUUACGUUUGCGUGUGUCAGUCUAGGAUUUUGUCGUUUGUAUAUACUGGGAUUGGACGAAUGUAAUGACUUUAAUGGGUACAUAUAGAGCUCGAGUCACUAUAGAUCGAGGCGUCAUGGGAAACUGUAUUUAUGUAUUGAUACCAGGAGAC
This is a messenger RNA of Pseudovirgaria hyperparasitica, 3917 nucleotides long. RefSeq lists its product as uncharacterized. The transcript has 4 exons. Gene Ontology annotation, molecular function: sterol binding. The coding region runs from base 227 to 3673 and encodes 1148 amino acids. Gene Ontology annotation, biological process: SREBP signaling pathway. Gene Ontology annotation, cellular component: Golgi membrane; endoplasmic reticulum membrane. NCBI's taxonomy places the organism in Eukaryota, Fungi, Ascomycota, Dothideomycetes, Acrospermales, Acrospermaceae. The record is from RefSeq and is a predicted model, not a curated record.